This is a messenger RNA of Sorghum bicolor (sorghum), 1620 nucleotides long. RefSeq names its product 4'-phosphopantetheinyl transferase HetI. Gene Ontology annotation, molecular function: holo-[acyl-carrier-protein] synthase activity; magnesium ion binding. The record is from RefSeq and is a predicted model, not a curated record. Gene Ontology annotation, biological process: fatty acid biosynthetic process. Gene Ontology annotation, cellular component: cytosol. The coding region runs from base 292 to 1254 and encodes 320 amino acids. Lineage: Eukaryota; Viridiplantae; Streptophyta; Magnoliopsida; Poales; Poaceae. The transcript is spliced from 8 exons.
ACAAGUUCAAAAAAAGAAGAAGCUUUUUACAGCCGAGCCAGCUUGGCUCGGCAUCCACCAGGUCGCGCCGGCGCCGCGCAGAUCCGCCCGCGCCCGUGCUGUCUGGUUAAACUCCGGGCGACGGCGACGGGCGAACAAGGACGCAGCCGGGAUUGGACCCCCCCCAUCGACGGGGGCAGCCCGCAGCCCAUCGGUUUCGCCGACCGGCGCCUCGUUCGUAUCGACUCCACUCCUCCCUCCUCUCAAGCACCCGCAGGCCGCCGCCCGCUAUAAACUGGACUAGGCCCGUGGAUGCGGCACCGCCUGCUCCGCCGCGCGAUGCCGAUCCCUCCGCCGCCGCAAUCUCCCCGGACGCCGGGGGUCGCCGGCGGGCGUCUCUUCGCUUCGCUCCCGCUGCCGCCGCCGCUCCAGUCUCGAAGAGAGGUGCAUGUUUGGUAUCUUUUGCCUGAUGAGUUGAAUGAUGCCUCCCUACUGAAGAUGUACACGGAGCUCCUUUCCCCUUCUGAAAGGAAGACUGCUUUGUCAAUGAACGGGGAAAAGUUGCAGAAAGGUGCUGUGCUGUCCCGUGCACUGGUGCGCACCACCCUCUCGAGAUAUACAGAUUGUAAAGUUGAUCCAAGAUCAUUUGAGUUUAAGAAAAACAAGUUUGGCAAACCUGAGAUACUGUGGCAAUCUGAUGACAGCAGGAUGGAAUGGCCUUUGCAUUUCAAUAUUUCACACACAUCUUCUUUGAUUGCCUGUGGCAUAACCAUGGAUGCUCCUAUUGGCAUUGAUGUUGAAGACAAGAAACGAAAGACAGCCAAGAAUAUUCUAUCUCUUGCUCGCCGUUAUUUCACCCCAUCUGAAAUUGAUUAUCUAGCUAAAAUUCCAGAUCCUGAUGGUCAGCAAAAGGAGUUCAUAAAACUAUGGACUCUUAAAGAAGCAUAUGUAAAAGCUCUCGGAAGGGGGUUUUCAGGCGCUCCUUUCAACAAAUUCUCGAUCAUCUUGGCAGCAAAUAACAGAAUCAAAAUUUCUGUGGCACCAAAAGCAUUCAAUGAUUCUGACUCUAGCUGUGACUGUCUGUCCGAGAAUUGGCAAUUUGCAGUUGCUGAGCUAAAUAGUUCUCAUUACAUGGCAAUCUGUACAGAGGAUGACUCAACAAGUUCAGAUUCUGGAAACGGCAGACUGCCACUAGGAUUGAAAGUAUGGAAGACCAUUCCAUUCGUUGAAGAUAUACUUGUUUCGGGAACAGAAGCUGUAAAACUUGUCAGUUGAGUAUGUGAGAGGAUCUGCUAUUGGUCUAUUAAUGAUUUCACCAGAUGACACAUUGUGGUGCAACGAAUAUAUUUGGACAAAGUAUGCAUGGAGACUGAACAUUCUUGGAGCAUAUAUUCAUCAACUGACCACUGACACUGUGCUCUAAUUAAGCCUUGGGAAAUGCAAUGGCAUAUACUCUUAUGUUCAGAUUAGCUUAUCACGACACUGUUUCGAAAGGAAUAAACAGGUUUCUUUUUUGCCAUUUCAGACGUAUUUUUGGCUGAUUUGUCCAUGAUGUGUAUGUGACGGAUCAUCGAAAGAAACUUCAUGCAUGUGUAUGCUGUUUUUUUUUUAUUUAUUUAUUUAUUACAGAGCUUAUUAUUA